AUGACUGGCCCACAAAUCGGAGCCUGCAGCAUCUGCCGCGAUCUCGUCGAGGAGUCCCUCAUAGACAUCGGGAUCCUCAACUACACCAAGAAGGUACGCAAAAACGGCAGCGGCAAGACUGUCUUCACCAUCAACAUUGCCGGCGGGCCUGCCACCUGGCCCACGAACUCGCUGGCGGCCAUGUGCUGGCGCCAGCUGAGCUUGGACUUUCAUUAUCACCACCAGAAGCGCAAGGGAGACAUGAUUUGCUGCUCGAACUUUUAG
Molecule: messenger RNA, 264 nt
Organism: Dichotomopilus funicola
Lineage: Eukaryota; Fungi; Ascomycota; Sordariomycetes; Sordariales; Chaetomiaceae
Exons: 1
Coding region: 1-264 (87 amino acids)
Source: RefSeq, a predicted model, not a curated record